Messenger RNA from Emiliania huxleyi CCMP1516, 1426 nucleotides. RefSeq lists its product as hypothetical. The transcript has 3 exons. Lineage: Eukaryota; Haptophyta; Isochrysidales; Noelaerhabdaceae. The record is from RefSeq and is a predicted model, not a curated record. The coding region runs from base 21 to 941 and encodes 306 amino acids.
GCAACGGCGCCGGGCCACAAAUGCUCCUUCUCGCCGCGCUUCACGGCGCCGGCCUCUCGACACGGUUGUCGCCAGCAUACGGGAUCACACCGCUGACCCGGGCCGCCGGCCCAGCCUUGCAGACCGACGCCGGGCCGUCCGAGCUCUGGACACGGGACCCUCAGCGGAGCAACAGCGCGUCCUCUGCGGAGGAGAGGAGGCGGCAGCGGCUGGCGCAGGCGCAGUCCGGCAACGCCAACGGCGCCGUGAAACGUCAUCUGCCGGCCCACACGACGCGCGACCCCCUCUACCCGCGGCGCGGCGCGGCCGACGCGGCGGAGCGGCGGCGGCAGCGGCUCGAACAGCCAAACAAGGCCAACGUGCAGGAGGGCAGCAAGCCUAUCCUUCCGCGCCUCGAGUACGCGAGCCCGACCGCGCGCCACCCUUUCGACCUGUGGACCCGCGACCCACGGCGCGGCCCGACCGAUGCACUCGAGCGGAGGCGUCUGCGCGAGCAACAACAACAGCCGCAGCCGCAGCUUGCGCCUGCGGGCGAUGUCGACGCGCCGCCGCAGGUGGGCGCCGGCGAAGAUUUUGACGAGGGAACUGACUCCGCUGCGAUCGCGGAGGAGGCGGCCGGGCUGGAUGCGGCAGAGGAGGCGCCGCGCGUGGUUGCCUCGCUCACCUCCGAGCUUUGCGAGGCCAAGCAGGAGCUGGCCGACGUCAAGCAGGAGCUGGCCGAGGCGAGCCAGAGCUACGGGGCAGCGCACGCGGCCCUCGAGGAGGAGUUGGCGGUGGCAAAGCGGACCAUCUGCGAGCUGCAGUCGACGAUGAAGGACCUGGUCGAGGCGGCCGAGAUGAAGGCCGAGGAGGCCAAGGGGGAGCGGGGCGCGGAGCUGAAGACGGAGGAGGCGGGCGUUGAGCAGGCUGGCGAGGGAAAGCGCGGCAAGGUGUGCGCCUAGACAGACGUGCCGCACGCAGAGCAUAUGCGCCGAAUGCCCAGCGCCUUGAAUGAGACUCGUUGCCCGCUACGGGUCUGCGCGCAGGCCGGGCCGCGCAGGUCUGUGACGUCGCGGCGGCGGAAGCGGCGGGCUGCCAGCUCCACGGCCUCUUGAGUGGAGCUGCGCAGGGAAGGAGGGGCUGUGGGGGACUGGCAUCGAGAAGAGCCUCUUCGAAUGAGUUGGAGCGCGGAGAGGCGAGAGGAAAGGCUGUCGGGUCGGCUCACUGCUUUCAGGAGCAGGACUCGGGUUGACUCACUGCUUACGGGAAGGGCAGAUGGCGCGGCAGGCGGAAAAUACAGGGGGCGAGCGUGGGGCAAGGCGGAUCGGUGGGGCGGUGUGUGUGGUCUGUGCUGCCUCUGUGGAGCAUGCGCGGCAGCGACCUUUAGCACCGGUUGGCUGUUGUGCGGCAGAACCUCGCAGCAUUCGUAUGGGAUUUGCAUUUCCAU